AUGGUGCACAAUAUGUACUGGGGGGUUUUGCAAACAAGUCGAAUGAGUGUAUCGUGGGAAUUGCAAAAGCAAGGCGAACACUAUGAGAUGGUAAGGAAGGGAAGGGUUCCGUCGUGGGCUAGAACAUUGUUGUCGGCGACGGAAGGUUUGGGCUUUGUGGGCGGGUGCGGGAGAUGGACUGUAGGGAGAGGGAUGAGGGAGUAG
Colletotrichum truncatum is the source of this 204-nucleotide messenger RNA. RefSeq lists its product as uncharacterized. NCBI's taxonomy places the organism in Eukaryota, Fungi, Ascomycota, Sordariomycetes, Glomerellales, Glomerellaceae. The record is from RefSeq and is a predicted model, not a curated record.